Messenger RNA from Vanderwaltozyma polyspora DSM 70294, 825 nucleotides. RefSeq names its product eukaryotic translation initiation factor 3 subunit G. NCBI's taxonomy places the organism in Eukaryota, Fungi, Ascomycota, Saccharomycetes, Saccharomycetales, Saccharomycetaceae. Bases 1 to 825 code for a protein of 274 amino acids. The transcript has a single exon. Gene Ontology annotation, molecular function: RNA binding; translation initiation factor activity. Gene Ontology annotation, cellular component: cytoplasm; eukaryotic translation initiation factor 3 complex. The record is from RefSeq and is a predicted model, not a curated record.
AUGACUGAAGCUAUGAAUUCCGAGGUUAUUAAUAACCCAGACGGUACUAAGACUAUUAUUACUUAUAGAGUUGAAAAUGGUCAAAAAUUCAAGAUUACUCAAAAGGUUAGAGAAGUUCAUGUUAGUGAAAAGGUCCAUAAGGCCGUUGCCAGUAGAAAACAAUGGGCUAAAUAUGGUGAAGAAAGAAAUGCUCCUCCAGGUCCUAACCAUUCCACUACCCAGUUGGGUGAAGAAGUCUAUUUAAGAUUGAGUAGGAACUGGAAACAAAAGGAAGAAGAAGAAACUGAAAAGGCUAAGAUUAAAUCAGAUGGUAUUAUCAGUUGUAGAUUAUGUGGUAACGCGCAUUAUACUAUGAACUGUCCAUUCAAGAGUAUUAUGAGUGAUAUUGCCGCUUUGGAAGAUCCUAAUGCUCCUAUUGAAGUUGGUUCCAACGCGGUUGAGGCUCCAGUUGAAACAGCUUCUUCUGCAGCAGCCGUUGCUUCUGGUAAGUAUGUUCCACCUUCUCGUCGUGCUGGUGCAAAGGAUCCAUCUUCUGAUGCUUACAGAGACUCCAGAGAACGUGAUGAUAUGGCUACUUUGAAGAUUACUCAAUUGAAUGAAAAUGCUGAUGAAACUACAUUGAGAGAAGAAUUGUUAUUCCCAUUCGGUAACAUUCCAAGAGUUGUUGUUGUUAGAAACAGAGAAACAGGUAGAUCCAGAGGUCUUGCCUUUGUCACCUUCUCCAGUGAAGAAGUUGCUGAAAAGGCUAGACGUUUGUUGAACGGUAGAGGUUUCAUGAAUUUGAUCUUGCAAGUUGAUUGGUCCAAGCCAAAGGAAAAAGAAUAA